Messenger RNA from Puccinia triticina, 1860 nucleotides. RefSeq lists its product as uncharacterized. Gene Ontology annotation, cellular component: cytosol; nucleus. NCBI's taxonomy places the organism in Eukaryota, Fungi, Basidiomycota, Pucciniomycetes, Pucciniales, Pucciniaceae. Gene Ontology annotation, biological process: protein folding. Gene Ontology annotation, molecular function: ATP binding; ATP-dependent protein folding chaperone. The record is from RefSeq and is a predicted model, not a curated record. The coding region runs from base 1 to 1860 and encodes 619 amino acids. The transcript is spliced from 5 exons.
AUGCCGCCAAAAAAGAACCAGAAGAAGUCCCAGCAGACCUCCAAGGCCAACUCGAAAGUGCCUUCGAAGGUCAAUACUCCUCAGCAACCAGGAACCCCGCUCGAAGCACUUCCAUCCAAGCCACUCGGGCCAGCUAUCGUGGGAAUUAACUUCGGGCAAACGGCAAGUAGCAUUGCUUUGAUCAACAAGGACGGCACCGCCGAUUGCAUCGCCAACGAUGAUGGGGAGCGACAGAUACCUAGCGUGAUAUCCUUCUCCGGGAGUGAAACAUAUGUCGGCAAUCCAGCUCGAUUGCAAUUAAUCCGAAACCAAGCCAAUACGAUCGUUGGUUUUCGAAACUUGUUGGGCAAAAGCUACGAUGAAGUCAAGUCUACCCAGACCGAAGCUUUGUUUAACUCCGCGCCGGUCAUCAACAAAGAUGGCCAACCUGCUUAUCUGAUCAAACCUUGUGUCGGGGAAGAAAGCAACGAUGAAUCCGCCGAGCAAGUCCUGACGGUCGCCGAUAUUGCCACCAGAUAUCUGGAGACUUUGUUAAAGUAUGCUCAAGACUUUAUCGGUCGCAAACCUGAUGCCGCCGUUCUUUCCGUCUCCGAGGGGUUUGGUUCCAAGCAAACCGAAGCCCUGCGAGCGAUAGUAGAAGAUAAAUUGGGUGUGAAGGUCCUUCAAUUCAUCACAGAAGCUAGUGCGACUGCUCUUGCCGCUGACUUCGGAAACACAAGAUCGGGCAAACCGAGCGGAGAUGCUAACCUCCUCGUCUUAGAUGUCGGUGGUUCCUCUACAACCGCGACGGUGAUGUCUCGUCGGAAUGGAUUAGUGAUGUCGUUGGCCAGCUCCACUGAUUUACACUUGGGAGGAAAUCAUUUCGAGGAGCUCUUGAUGGAUCAUUUCGUCAAGGAAUUCAACAAGAAGAAUAAAACGACUCUCAACAUCUUGGAUGAGAAAAACCACAAGUCUGCGAUCAAGCUGCGACUCGCUACCGAGGUCACCAAGAAGACGCUAUCGGCCUCGAAUUCAGCCAACUGUAGCGUUGACAGCUUAUUUGAUGGGUACGAUUUCAGUGGAAGCAUUAACCGGAUGCGAUGCGAUCUGCUGUUGAGCAAAUCAUACUCCCAGAUCAUGAAGCUGGUGUCGGACACAUUGGCUAACAGUAAAUUACAAAAGGAGGAAAUCACUCAGGCCAUCCUUGUAGGGGGCUCGACAAAGCUACCAGCAAUUAAGGAGAAGCUCAUCUACGCAUUACACCCCAACGUGAAUGUGGACUUUUCGAUCGAAAACGACGAAGCUGUCGCCAUUGGCAGUGUACUUCAAGCUGACUUGAUCGUCAAGCGCUAUCCUCUCGACUCGCCGGAGUUCACCUCUGCUUUCAAACCGUCCCUGUCGACUAACUGCCUUCAGGUAAAAUGUAUUUCCCAGCCGCUCGGCUUAUUACUACCGGCUGAGGCAUCGGCGCCCGACGUGGUGGAUGGAAAACGGUUUAUCACUCUGUUGGGUGCCUUGACCCCCCUUCCUGUCAAGAAGGUCUUUAUCAUUCCUAAGAUCAGUCCCGGAAAGGCCAGCACCUUGCCGCUCGAUCUCUGGCAAGGAGAGUCGUACAUCAAGACGGAUAUCCCCCAGGCCCAAAACGGGGCUGGCAAGAAGGAUGGUGCCGACGAAGAUGACGAGGACGAUGAAGAAGAAGAACCCGAGCGGACCUUGGUCGUCAAACCCACCUCUGCUGUUGCCCAUGUGGAUCUCACGAACGUACAAGAAGGCGACCGAGCAACGAUUACGAUCACCAUCGAUGGUAAUCAAGGCUCGUUCGAAGUUUCUUGCGGAAAAACUGGAGUCGAAAACCAAACCAAGUCCACCUUUUCUAUAUAA